AUGUCGAACGAUUUAGAAUGCAUGUGUUGUUCAGAAUUUGAUAACGUAAAACAAUUAUUGGAUUCAAAAAAAUGUGUUACUGCUACUGCUUCCUUUGAAAAAAUUAUUUUAGAUGAAGAAAUAUUGAAUAUUACUCGCCAACAGAUGAUUAUGAAAACUAAAAAUAAAUUGAAGAAAAAGCAGUUGAGCGCGUUAGAAGUACCGAAUAAAACAUGGAGAUAUAUUUGUUAUGUUCAGUUUACUCAUUGGGUUAAUUCAUGGACUUCAUUGGGAAAAGGAGUCAGAGUUGUCAUUCCUGCAUGUGUCAUAAACAAAAUAAGAAAUAAGUACCCGGAAAAAGAUGGACUGUAUGUUGGUUUCAAAAAAUCAAAUACA
Molecule: messenger RNA, 375 nt
Organism: Metopolophium dirhodum (rose-grain aphid)
Lineage: Eukaryota; Metazoa; Arthropoda; Insecta; Hemiptera; Aphididae
Exons: 2
Source: RefSeq, a predicted model, not a curated record